CAAUCAAUCUCAAGUGGGAACAACUUAAUCUCAAGUGAAUGCAAUUACUGUGAUCAUAAACAAGGGAUCGUAAAACUGCUAACAGGCAAACGAGGGAUUCACCCCCAUGGGUGUGAUGACUUGUUAAAAAAAAACAUCCAUCGAAGCGAGCAGCAGUUAAAUUGCUCAUCCCCUAGUUGGAAGCAACAAUUAUGAAGAACCCCGUGAAUUAUCGCAUGUCAGAGACACGACGAUGAAGUUUAACCACUUGUUUGUGCUGUUGACAACCCUAAUUUUGUACAGCCGUAUCAACAAGCAUGAAUGUGGUUCAACCAAAGAACAAUUAGAGAAAACGGGUAAAAUGUUUCGACAAGUGUGUCAAUCAAAACUAAAAAUUCCGGAUGACAUUUUAGAUAGUGCGAAACAGGGAAUCUUUCCUGAUACGAAGGCUUUCAAAUGCUAUGUUAGCUGCAUUAUGGAUAUGAUGCAAGUGACUAAAAAAGGCAAAAUCGAUUACGCGAAAUCAAUAAAACAAAUUGAUACACUUCUCCCUGAUGACUACAAACCAGCGUAUCGGAUGGGACUAGACGCUUGUAAGGAUGCAGCUCAAGGAAUAAAGGAUCAAUGCGAAGCAUCUUUAAUUUUACUAAAAUGCUUCAGCGUUAAUAAUCCCUUGUUUAUGUUUCCCUGAAACUGGCAUCAAAUCAUAGGCAACCGAUUGUAGACUAUUAUUGUAUGGAAUCGAACGUAUAUUGAUUAUGGCAUUUUUGAAUUAUUCAUGUUAGUUAGUUUUCAUGUUCAAUGUAUUUAGAAAAGCACGAAACAAUUUUGUUGUGAUAUUUGAUCGACAA
Malaya genurostris is the source of this 830-nucleotide messenger RNA. RefSeq names its product general odorant-binding protein 72-like. Gene Ontology annotation, biological process: olfactory behavior; sensory perception of smell. Lineage: Eukaryota; Metazoa; Arthropoda; Insecta; Diptera; Culicidae. The record is from RefSeq and is a predicted model, not a curated record. Bases 233 to 670 code for a protein of 145 amino acids. Gene Ontology annotation, molecular function: odorant binding; dibutyl phthalate binding. Gene Ontology annotation, cellular component: extracellular region. The transcript is spliced from 5 exons.